ACCGCCGUAACCUAACGGCGUAAGCUCUGCGUCAAUUUAACGCGGAACCAUAAUUCAGGCUUUAGUCUCAGUCACGACCCGAGUGCGCGCCUCGCUGCUCGGCUGUCGCUUUAAGACCGAUUUCCCCCCAUUGUCAAGCGGUCGUGAACAGGAAGAGGGAAGCGAAAGCAGUCGCCGAGGGGGGGCCCUGCGUAUUUAAACACGAUGCCACAGCCGCACGGUGACACGCCGGCCGCGGACCCGCGUGGAGGAGCGUUGUGCGCGCAGCCGUGACCGUCUGACCGGACCGAUGGAGCCGUAACGCUCUCCAAAGCGCGCACGCGUCACUGCGGGUUAGAGAGCCUCAGGAAAUGAUGACAGCGUCCUCCGUCGUUGCUUACAGGGAUCAUUUUCUAGUUCAGACCGCACGAAAACAGCGUAACUACAUUUAACACAGUUAAAUAAACCCGAAACGGCGCGUGGACGGCGCGACACGAGGAAGUGGCAGGUGCAGCUUCUCAUCCAGACCUCAUCCAGCCUGGCCAUCGCAUCUGAAACAUCCUAAACAUCUGAAAGAUCUGAAACAUGUCAUCCACCAUAGAGAGGAAGACGCUGGAGGCCAAUGAAGAGCCGGUGGACGAGGUCCUGCAAAUGCCCCCGUCCCUGCUGACAUGUGGCGGCUGUCAGCAGAGCAUCGGCGACAGGUUCUUCCUCAAGGCCAUCGAGCAGUACUGGCACGAGGACUGCCUGAGCUGCGACCUGUGUGGCUGCCGGCUCGGGGAGGUGGGACGUCGGCUCUAUUACAAGCUGGGAAGGAAAUUAUGUCGACGAGAUUAUCUCAGGCUUUUCGGUCAGGACGGUCUCUGUGCCUCCUGCGAGAAGAGGAUCCGAGCGUUCGAGAUGACGAUGCGCGUGCGGGACAAGGUUUACCAUCUGGAGUGCUUCAAGUGCGCCGCCUGCCAGAAGCACUUCUGCGUGGGGGAUCGCUACCUUCUCAUCAAUUCAGACAUCGUGUGUGAGCAGGACAUCUUUGAGUGGACCAAACUCAACAAUAGCAAUAUGGUUUAGCGGGAUCUCUUCUCGCUCGGCAUGAUGGAGCUGACUGUUCUGGGUGGCUUUAAUGAGAAUGGAUUUCUGAUGAAUAGACGUUUUGUAGCACACGCAGGCUUUCCCAUGCAAUUCAUGUGGAAACAUUUGAACACAAAGGAGGGGAGAGGCUACACAUCAGUAUUUCUCCUAUCUGCAGCCUGAAGAAGACUGGAAUAAACGAUAAUGGAGACAUUUCACCAGUGACUUCAUUCUUAUAAGCAGAAAAAUACUUAAAGACUGAACAUACUUAAACAUGCAAACUAAGUCAUUUGUUACAAACUAUGAACAUAAACUCUUUUUAGUCAAGUAUCACGUUUCUUACAGUUGCACCUCUUGAAUCUCGUCUGUGAUGCCUCAUAAGAAGAACAACUUACAAUCAGUCACAGGAUUUGUAAUUUUGUAAUUAUCUCCCAGAACUCAUCGUGGGGGUAAAUGUAAACUUUUUCUGUCUAUUUAAUAAUUCCUGGGAAUGUUGUUUUUCACAUGUGUUUAAUAAUUUACCUGUUGGACAGAAAGGUUGCUCUGAUCUGAUUCAUUACCAGAUCAUGGGAUAUAAAUGUUAAAAGAAGAAGGGCUAGAUUUUACAAUAUUCAUUCGGAAAAGUCCUGAACAAAGUGAUUGUUCUAUGCUGCCAGCUUGAAGAUGUGGCGCCCUCUAGUGGUUUUGCAAAAACAUAUACAAAUUAUUCUACUAACUGGAAAAGUUUCUAGGGAAUCUUUUAUAAUUCCAGUAUUUUCUGGACUUGCACCCUCAACGUUUUGGAUUUUGUUCCCUGGUCAAAAUAUUUAAUAAAUUACACUUUAAAGAAA
This is a messenger RNA of Cololabis saira (Pacific saury), 1877 nucleotides long. RefSeq names its product LIM domain only 2 (rhombotin-like 1) (gene lmo2). The transcript is spliced from 3 exons. NCBI's taxonomy places the organism in Eukaryota, Metazoa, Chordata, Actinopteri, Beloniformes, Belonidae. Gene Ontology annotation, biological process: positive regulation of transcription by RNA polymerase II. Gene Ontology annotation, molecular function: DNA-binding transcription factor binding; transcription coactivator activity. Gene Ontology annotation, cellular component: nucleus. The record is from RefSeq and is a predicted model, not a curated record. Bases 565 to 1047 code for a protein of 160 amino acids.